Heterostelium album PN500 is the source of this 1350-nucleotide messenger RNA. RefSeq lists its product as uncharacterized. The coding region runs from base 1 to 1350 and encodes 449 amino acids. The record is from RefSeq and is a predicted model, not a curated record. The transcript has 3 exons. NCBI's taxonomy places the organism in Eukaryota, Evosea, Eumycetozoa, Acytosteliales, Acytosteliaceae.
AUGGAUGAUAGAGAUAGUAACAGUAGUAAUGGUAUUCCAACUAUUGCAAUACCUUUGAAUCCAAAUACCGAUGAUGCGGUUGGUAGUGGUAGCGGUAUUGGUAGUACUCACGACAGUCUUAAUAUUAGUAGUAUUAGUCUUAGCAACGUUGGUGAGACCAAUAAGAAAGAAAGAUCACUUACACCACCACAUUCACCUAGAUCCUCUACCUAUUUGUUGCAUCAUUAUCAUAUCAUUGGAGAGUAUCUCAGAAAUUGGGUGGAUGCAGUCGCUCUCAAAUGGAAAGAUCGUCUCGAUGAACUACGUAGCAUUCUACAAAAGUAUUCUAAUCCACAGCUCGACAUUCAACUGACCAUCGAUGAAUUGGAUGAAGAUGAUCUCGCACCAUUCGGUACUUCUGACAACGAUAGACUACUUAAUACAUAUAGCACACCUGAGCUAAUUGGAUAUCUCGAUUCUUUUGGUAUUAAAACAAUAUUAUCAAGUAGAGGAUAUUGUAAUAUAAAGUUGGUUCCAGAUUAUAGUGAUUCGUUUGUUCAUAGAAUAAAGAUAACAGAUAGUUCAAUAGAAUCGGCUAGAGGUGGAGAUUCAUUGUUAAUGGAUAUUUUCAUUAGAAGAAAGGAUUUGUAUUUGUCAGACUUUGUAAGCUCUGACAGUCCGACAGCUAGUACUCGCAACGGAAACAGAAGCAAUAGUGAUCCAAAGAAACAGUUCUCCAACGAUCGUCCUCCACUCCCGGGUCAGCAAUACCCAGGUCUUGGAAUUGCCAAGCAAAUGGAUCAGCUCUUGGUGCAAGCCGCCACCAAAUCCAAUCGUGACUGUCUGCUGAAUACACCGUACCGUUUCUACAAUGCGUUUAUGUAUCAGUCGAGAGAGUACUUCUUUGUCGACCCGUCGAUUCAGUCGUUCUUCCUUUCGUUGCUCGGCGAUCUCGAGCCGGCAAUCGAGCAACUCGGUCUGGCACCAGUCUCAUGGGCGUUCGAGUUUGGUUGUGUCAAGGAGCGUUCCACCGGAAACAGAGUCACUUGGGAGUUCCACAAGCAGAUUCGUCCACUCUCCAACAAGCUGAAAGCAUACUUUACAAGCACCGACUACACUUCUUAUGUAAAGAGAAACACCAAAAAGGGAAUGUUUUAUAUCGAUUGGGCUGGUCAUCCUUCGCUAGCUCACUUUUACAAUCCAACGUCAACCUCGGAGUCAGUAACACCACCUUUUCAAGAGACAAACAAUACUAAUCAAGGUCAAUCAACACAAACAUCAGUUAUACUUCCAACAGGUGAAUCUGAAAAACUUAUACCAUCGGCCAUAAUCAAUAGUACAACAUCAACAACAUCAACAACAACACCAUAA